Messenger RNA from Humulus lupulus (European hop), 447 nucleotides. RefSeq names its product secreted RxLR effector protein 161-like. The record is from RefSeq and is a predicted model, not a curated record. NCBI's taxonomy places the organism in Eukaryota, Viridiplantae, Streptophyta, Magnoliopsida, Rosales, Cannabaceae. The coding region runs from base 1 to 447 and encodes 148 amino acids. The transcript has a single exon.
AUGAUAGAGGCCAAAGAUGAAGUUGUUCCAUUGGGAGGUCAUUUUGAUUUAUCUUCAUAUCAAUCACUAAAGACAAAAGAUGAAGUUAGAUUUAUGGAGAAGAUUCCUUAUGCAGAAGCUAUUGGGAGUGUUAUGUACACCAGGAUAUGUACCAGACCUGACAUUGCUUAUGAUGUGAGUGUGCUAAGCCGAUUUAUGGCAAAACCAGGUGAAGAUCACUGGAAAGGACUAAAGUGGCUACUGAGGUACUUGAAGACAACAACACAGUAUGGUUUAGUGUUCAGAAAAACAAGAAUGAAGGCCCAACUUGAAGGUUAUGUAGAUGCAGAUUAUGCAUCUAAUAAAGACACAAGGAAGUCUCUAACAUCUUAUUGUUUUCUUUUAAACAGUUGUUGCAUUUCAUGGAAGUCUCAGUUGCAACCAAUUGUUGCCUUAUCCACAACUUAA